UCGGCGUGCGUACGAAACAUGGCCUAUAAAUCGCGGGAGCGCCGUCGUUAACGAAGCUCUCACACCCAAUCAUAUCUUUGGCACCACUUCCCCUCAAUCUCAAAACUGUUAGAUAAUUACAGUGCAAUUCCUCCGACCACUCUUGCACACCAAAGCCCCGUUAAGCUUCCUCCUCCUUCCAUUCCUCAGAUUUGUUAUCGCUUUCUUCCGUCAACACUCAUUGUCUUCGCCCUAAAAAGGUUUCAAUUUUAGGGUUUCGAGUAUGAUAAUUUUGAGAAACUAGGGAUUUCCCCUAGACGCGACGAGUGGAGACGGGGAGCAGCGUUGGUUCUUUCGUUUCAAUGGAGACCACAGCCGGUGUUGCUGCUGCCACCACCGCUCGCGGGGCUUCUCUGCAGAUGCCGCCUUCGUCCCGUAAAGAGUGGCGGGCCAUUGGGGACCAGCAUUCAGCGCGAAACCCGGGAGACGAGGAAUUAUCACAACCAAAGAUAGGGCAAUCAGAUGAGAGAACCAUAUUUGAGGUGCAGCAAGGGAGAGAGCCUCUUGAUGUUGAUUUUUGUUCAAUAACAGUGGAUGGAGCACUAGACAGUGAUAUCAUGCAGCAACGAAUUCUCAACGUUGCUAGACAAAGAGAGGAGCUGGGGCGUGUGGAGAUUGAGUUGAGAGCUCAGAUGAUUGCAAGAACUGGGAUAAUGGAAAUGCAAAGCAGCUUUGAUGCUCAACUCAAGGAGCAGGCUAACACUACCAGCAAGCUUCAGGAGCAACUUCUUGACAGAGAGCGCAGAAUACAUGAGCUGGAAGGGAAAAUGGAAGAGAAAGACAGAGAGCUGCAUGCUAUUAAAUUAGAAAAUGAAGCGGCUUGGGCUAAACAGGACCUUCUACGUGAACAAAACAAAGAGCUUGCAACUUUCAGAAGGGAGCACGAUCAUUCUGAAGCUGAAAGAGCUCAGCAUGUUAAACAAAUACACGACCUUCAAGAGCAUAUCCAAGAAAAAGAGAGACAGCUUAUUGAGUUGCAGGAACAACAUAGGGUUGCUCAGGAGACGGUUAUGUAUAAAGAUGAGCAGUUGAGAGAGGCCCAGGCUUGGAUUGCCAGCGUCCGUGAGGUGGAUGUUUUCCAGUCAACAACAAACCAGACAUUGCAAGCAGAACUGCGAGAACGUACAGAGCAGUAUAACCAACUCUGGAUGGCUUUCCAAAGACAGUUUGCAGAAAUGGAGAGAGUUCAUUUGCAUGCUGUACAUCAACUUCAACUUGAGCUGGCUGAUGCAAGAGAGAGGAGUGGAGCUUACAAUGAUGACUCAAGAAUGUCCCAAACGAGUUCAAAACAGAAUGCAUCUCAGUUUGGGCAGGAUAAUGGAAACCAAUUUGAUGCAAAUGGAAGCAGCAGCUCAGGUGGAAACAAUGGUCUCCUUCCAAACGAGAAUUCAGAUAAUGGUCUACCUUUAGCAUCUUCUGGCAAUGCAUCAAUCCAGAAUGAACAUGUUCCUAGUAUUCCUAUUGCUCCGUCAUCUCUGCUUGGGAUGCCUCCAUGUAUCCCACCUAGUCAGGUCACGGCAAUGCAUCCAUUUUUUGUGCAUCAACAAGCUGCCCCCCAUUCAGUUGCAUCACAUGUACCUCAAUCACAGGUUGGACAUUUUCACUCAGUACCAGCAAUAUUACCUCCGCAACAGUGGCAGAACCAACAGGCCAUCUCAGAGAGUUCGCAGGUGCCUGUGAAGGAUGAUCAUUCAUCAUCCCAAACUGAUCAAAAUUUGAUGAGAUCGGAUGCUAAGUUUAAUUAUGAAAUGUCUGUUAAUGGGCAAGCUCUUAGCAUGGACUAUUUGGAUGUUCGCAUUGGUCAAGGGGAGGAGUCUCAAACUCUUACUACAUCAUCUGCUGUGUUAACACAGUCUGUUGAUAAAGGACGACUAGAAGCUUCCCAACCAGAUCAAAGCCUACAACAAAUUUCAUCCCACUUUCACGAUGUCUUAAGAUUGAAUACUAAUGAUCAGAACAGUGAAACUAAGGUAGUGUUGUUUGCUGAACAGGAUGAGAAUGUUACAACUUCAGCAAGUCAUGGAGCAGAGGACCAAGUUUUGGUCACAGAGCAAUCAAGCUCGGCUGCAAAUGCAUCAUCUCACCAAAUCCAUUCAGUUAAUCAUAGUGUAAUGACAGAAAGUUCUGCUGAUUCCGUCUUGUCUGAAGCAUCUGCCUCCACUGGGCAUAUGAAUUUAACAGUUGCUAGGACUUUAGAGGCUGCUCUCCUUGAUGAAAGGGCAUUAUUGGCGUGCAUUGUUCGAACUAUUCCAGCUGGUGGCAGAAUUCGGAUCAGUUCAACGCUUCCCAAUAGACUUGGCAAGAUGCUUGCACCCCUACGCUGGCAUGAUUAUAAGAAGAAGUAUGGAAGACUUGAUGAUUUUGUGGCCAAUCAUCCUCAAUUGUUUAUGAUUGAGGGUGACUACAUUCAACUUCGUGAAGGAGCACAAAAAAUGGUAGCAGCUACUGCAGCUGUUGCCAAAGUUGCCGCAGCAGCUGCAGCUUCACCUCCUUAUUCUUCUUAUUUGCCCACCGUUGCUGUUACACCAAUGGCUCAAUCUCAUCGCCUAAAGAAAGUUCCUUCUAUCGAUUCCAGAAAUGUUAAAACUGACAAUACAGUCAAGGAAUAUGUAGUCAUCUCUCAGACUACGACUAAUGAUCCCCUAAAGCUACCUGCAAUGCAGCAGCCUCAGCAGCCAAAUGGCAUGUGCUUCAGUGUUACUGGAGGCCUCUCAAAUGUCAAAAUUUUGAGUAAAUCUAAGGAUUCCCACGAAAGUAGGCCUGUGCAGUCUUCUGUACAUUUAACUGUUGGCAUUGGGGUUAACCUGGACAGAUCAAGUAUGAGCAGUACCCAAAAUAUAGGCUCAGCCAAUGGGAGGCUAGCUUCAAGCUUUUCCGGGAAACAGCAGACCAGGAAACGUGGAGAUUCAUAUCUAUGACAAUCCUUGAGGAGCCGAUUUUGUGACGUUUAUAGAAUUUGUGGGAGAAUGCUUCGUAAGAAUUGAAAAGCAAUGUAUUGCGUGCUGCGCAAUUGUGAUUUAAAUUGUCAGUGUAGCCCCCCCUUUGGGAUAAAUUAUUAUUUUUUAUUUUU
Prosopis cineraria is the source of this 3109-nucleotide messenger RNA. RefSeq lists its product as uncharacterized. NCBI's taxonomy places the organism in Eukaryota, Viridiplantae, Streptophyta, Magnoliopsida, Fabales, Fabaceae. Bases 342 to 2957 code for a protein of 871 amino acids. The record is from RefSeq and is a predicted model, not a curated record. The transcript has 15 exons.